Pundamilia nyererei is the source of this 4118-nucleotide messenger RNA. RefSeq names its product F-box and WD repeat domain containing 7 (gene fbxw7). The transcript is spliced from 11 exons. The record is from RefSeq and is a predicted model, not a curated record. Gene Ontology annotation, biological process: ubiquitin recycling; proteasome-mediated ubiquitin-dependent protein catabolic process. Gene Ontology annotation, cellular component: cytoplasm; nucleus. The coding region runs from base 472 to 2133 and encodes 553 amino acids. Gene Ontology annotation, molecular function: ubiquitin binding. NCBI's taxonomy places the organism in Eukaryota, Metazoa, Chordata, Actinopteri, Cichliformes, Cichlidae.
CCGUCGUGCAGCCUGCGAAGAGGAAGAGGGCACUGCUCUGUGCUCUGACGCUUCUCUUCCUGCACUCCUCCCCCUUUCUGCCGAGUAUCACCCUCUUUCUCCCCCUCAUCUGUUCACUCCCUGCUCGGCGGCGCACAAGCCUCCGGAAUCGUCGCAGUGCAUUGUUCACCCAUCGACCUAGCCCCUUCAAGUCGACGUGAUACGACGGAGCUUUCCCCCCUCUUUCUUUCUUCUACUACUUCUUUUUUUCUUUUCCCCUGUCAAUGUCUUUACCGGUGGAAUCUACUGCAUGCACGCCAGUCCGGUGACGUGCCCGAGCAUGUUCACAUCAGAGCCAGCGUCGGAUUUACCUGAGAGUAGACUGCCCUCACACUGUCAGAGCGAUCUCGCCGCCGCGCAAGCAGAUUUGGACUUCACCGAUUGUCACUGAGAAGCAAAGGAAAAAGGGGGGAAACACACCGGAUUACAAGGAUGGGGUUCUACGGCACUUUAAAGAUGAUUUUCUACAAAAUGAAGAGAAAGUUGGACCAUGGUCCCGAGGUCCGAUCUUUCCCUUCAGGAAAAAAGCCCUGCAAAGGUCCAGAGUAUCCGAGCCCGACGGGAAUUGUCCCAUGUCCGGCCACACCCACCACAUUUGGCCACAUCAGAACAGCCAAUGGUCAGGGGCAACAGAGACGACGUAUCACCUCAAUCCAGCCACCCACGGGUCUCCAGGAAUGGCUCCGAACAUUUCAGAGCUGGACUGGCCCAGAGAAGCUGCUGGCGCUGGAUGAGUUGAUUGACAGCUGUGAGCCCACACAAGUGAAGCAUAUGAUGCAGGUGAUCGAGCCGCAGUUUCAGCGAGAUUUCAUCUCCCUGCUGCCCAAAGAACUGGCUUUAUACGUGCUGUCAUUCCUGGAACCGAAGGACCUCCUCCAAGCAGCACAGACGUGUCGCUACUGGCGCAUCCUUGCAGAAGACAACCUGCUGUGGAGGGAGAAAUGCAGGGAAGAGGGUAUCGAUGAGCCCCUUACCCUGAAGAAGAGAAAAAUUGUCAAGCCUGGCUUCACUCACAGCCCCUGGAAGAGUGCCUAUAUCAGGCAGCACAGAAUAGACACUAACUGGAGGAGAGGGGACCUCAAAUCACCUAAGGUGCUCAAAGGCCACGAUGACCAUGUGAUCACCUGCCUCCAGUUCUGUGGCAAUCGCAUCGUCAGCGGCUCUGACGACAACACGCUGAAAGUCUGGUCAGCUAUCACAGGAAAGUGUCUGCGGACAUUGGUGGGCCACACAGGGGGCGUGUGGUCAUCCCAGAUGCGAGACAACAUUAUCAUCAGCGGCUCGACUGAUCGCACACUCAAGGUCUGGAACGCAGAGACGGGAGAAUGUAUCCACACCCUCUAUGGGCAUACCUCAACAGUGCGCUGCAUGCACCUACAUGAGAAAAGGGUGGUCAGUGGAUCUCGUGAUGCCACGCUGCGCGUCUGGGACAUUGAUUCAGGUCAGUGUUUACACGUCCUCAUGGGCCACGUGGCGGCAGUGCGCUGCGUCCAGUAUGACGGGCGACGGGUGGUCAGCGGUGCCUACGACUUCAUGGUGAAAGUUUGGGACCCCGAGAUGGAGACCUGCCUCCACACGCUGCAAGGCCACACAAACAGAGUGUACUCAUUACAGUUCGAUGGGAUCCACGUCGUGAGCGGCUCAUUGGAUACGUCUAUAAGGGUCUGGGACGUGGAGACGGGCAACUGCAUCCACACGCUAACGGGCCACCAGUCCCUCACCAGUGGCAUGGAGCUCAAAGACAACAUCCUGGUCUCAGGCAAUGCAGACUCCACCGUCAAGAUCUGGGAUAUCAAGACUGGCCAGUGCCUCCAAACACUGCAAGGUCCUCACAAGCACCAGAGCGCCGUGACGUGCCUCCAGUUCAACAAGAACUUUGUCAUCACCAGCUCGGACGAUGGCACGGUCAAACUGUGGGACUUGAAGACUGGUGAGUUCAUCCGUAACCUGGUGACUCUGGAGAGUGGCGGAAGCGGCGGUGUGGUGUGGCGCAUCCGGGCCUCCAACACCAAGCUGGUGUGCGCGGUUGGUAGCCGCAACGGCACAGAGGAGACCAAGCUGCUGGUCCUGGACUUUGACGUAGAUAUGAAGUGAGAGGGAGCGCGGUGGGGAAGGUCGAAGAGAGCGAACCGCACAGGAAGGAGUAGAGAGGGAAUGGGAGACGAGGAAACCUGGAAACUGGAGAGCCAACAUCCAAAUGCUAGAACCACAACCACCAACAGUGGGCUGUCCUGUCCUCUACCAUCAUCUUCCCACGUCCCCCCCCCCUGCUUUUUUGGGCAAAUGUUACUGACAAAGAGACACACCCUCACCUGUUCAGCCCCUGCUUUUGAGCCCCUUCCACCAGCACAAGGUGGAGCCUAAAGGGGGAUCGGGUUGGAAACGAGGCGAGGAGGGCGGAGCACGACUGGUCUGUCCCUUGAUUGGCUGUGAGAAAGAAGAGGAAGAGGGGAAAAAAAGAGGAACGGCCGAAAAUGACUGAACUCUUUUGAAGUGACUCUCAAUCCUUUCAGUUUGGGGGCAGCUUCACUCAGAGACUUAGUUUCGCUCAAGCCUGACAGAUUUUGACAUGUACAGAGAUAUAUUAUUUUUUAAAAGCCCCUCCCACCCUCUGUAACCCCCUCCCAUCAGUGUGCGCCCCCCCCCCCCAAAAAAAAAAAAGACAAACACACACAUACACUCAAAAGGCUGACCGGAAAGUGGGAAACGUUGACCGUAGGUUAAGGCUGGGAAAGGUGGAUUUUCCACACCUAAAGAGCUGCUCGGUGUAGCCUGUUCAGGCUAGUUUCUCGUCACUCCAUUUCUGUUCCUGUUUGUUUCUCCCCUUCUGUAGUCUGAUUUCUUUAAAAUACCGCACACAAACACAACUGUGAAUUUCAACACCUCUUUGGUUUAUCAUAUGAAAGGUUUUGUUUUUUCCACCUUUUCUCACUGUUGCCAACAGCAACAAAUCCCAGUAUUAGAAACCUGCCCUGUUUAGGUUUGCCAUCUUUGUCACAAGGGUUUAUUUUGUUUUGAUUUGUUUUCUUCCUUCCUUCCUGGUUCUUCCUUUCUGUUUUCUACAUACCUGGGUUCGGAGCGCCGUCUCCACAUGAACAUCAAUGCUGUCCAGAUUUUUCCAGAGUCUAGCUGGGGUGGUUUCCUCAAUGCCAGUGCUGUGACGAGAAGAAGAAAAGGUCCUUUGCUCUAGGCGCUGUGGAUUAAUGCCCCCCUGAACCCCACUCGUCCCCCUCCCUUCCCCUCUACCGUUUUCCCCCCCAGUGGCCAAACUGUAUUUAUGCUGCUAGAUGAAUGGGGAAAAAGAAAGAGAGAGAUGGAACUUUUACUUGCUGUGACGUUUUAGUCCCAGGCAAAAUUCCAAAUUGAACUCUAUGUUUGGACUUACAGAAACAAAAUAUGAGAAAAAAAGGUAACAUCCAGCUUUUUAUUUUCUGUUUUGUUUUUGCCACUGAAACUUGAGCCAAACGUGCCUCUACGAGGCCGAGAGGAGGGAGCGUGUCCGACAGAUACCGGCGGGGAGCGCCCGCAGAGAGGAAACAAGGGGAUGUACACUGUUGGCGUGCGUGCGUGCGUGUGCAUGAGUGCGUGUGUUUAGCGUGUUAAUGGGCAACUUGUAAACACAUUCCUUGGGACAAAGCUCUUUCGGCCUGUUCUUUGGGGAAAUGUACAAAUGCUGUUCAGACUGGCAAAGACAAAAAAAGCGAAAAUAUAUAAAAAAAAAAAUAAUCCUAGCAGAUGUAUCGAUUUUUAACAGGUGAAUGAAAGAACUGUCCAUAUCCGUGCGUGUGAUUGUUGUUCCGUUCAAAGAUGUCUGAAGCAACAGAGGAGACCAUCACAAGCAUCAACUGACAGGCGGAGCUGGCGGGAGUCUUAGUGUUACAUGUGUCACAGUCGAACUCACCCAGGCGGCCUCGCGGGUCGUCAUGGGGGGAGAAAUUUUAACAAAACAAAAAAAUCCCACAAAGGCAACAAAACAUGAACAGAAACAUUGUAGCCAAACAAAAACCGUCCCAAUCUCCAAGAGUCACAACUCAAGCUGAACUGUGAAAGUGGUAUAACACUGUAUAUUAAAAAAAAAA